Molecule: messenger RNA, 3894 nt
Organism: Ictalurus furcatus (blue catfish)
Lineage: Eukaryota; Metazoa; Chordata; Actinopteri; Siluriformes; Ictaluridae
Gene: rbm47
Product: RNA binding motif protein 47
Exons: 7
Coding region: 833-2710 (625 amino acids)
Cellular component (GO): nucleus
Molecular function (GO): mRNA binding
Source: RefSeq, a predicted model, not a curated record
AUAGUGUUUCCAGUGCAAGUACCUGGAAGCAUUCUGGUUUGGUGAGUUUCUGAGCAACACACACACACACACACAUACACACACACACACAAAAGGAAUUAGUUGUACCGACCAACCCAACCAAAAUGACAUGAAACUAAACAUUUCCUGGUACUGUAUGUUUCAGGCUUGUACACACACACACACACACACACACACACACACACACACAGACAACUCUUCCAUACACUUAGUCUUUUUUAUUAUUAUUCAUUCUUUUCUCUUUUUUUGCAAGAAUUUAUUUAUUUAUUUAUUUAUUUUUCUAGAACUUCUUUCCUCCACUAAUAUUCCUUCUUCCUUCCUCUUUUAUUCUUUUUUUUUUUUUUCGUAAUCAGACGAGAGGAAUGUGCAGAUUAUGUCAGUGAGAGGCAGGUACUGAGACUAGUGCUAAUUACUCUCUCUCUCUCUCUCUCUCUCUCUCGUCCUCCACCCAGUCUCUCUUGUCCUCCUCUCUCUCUCUCUCUCUCUCUCUCUCCCCCUCCCUCCAUUCUUGUCAGAGGAGAGAAGUGCGAGAAGGAGCGUCAGCACAGACGGGGAAGCGAAAGAGUUCAAGAGACAGAAAUCAAAACACAAAAAAAGAAGAAGAAGAAGAAGAAGGAAAAGAGACAUACGUGAUUUGGAAAAAAAAAAUAAACAAAAAACCUCUCCUGUCAUCGGAGCUCGGUUUGUCACACGACUGAGAAGAGAGGGGGAUGAUGAAAACGGCUGGAUUACGCCGCUGCUGAACGAGACGUUGACUUUGACAGCUACUGAACGUUGCAGACUCCAGCACUGAUUGGAAGCUUGUGUCAGAAUGACAGCAGAAGACUCCGCCUCUGCCGUCACCAUGAGUAACUGUAGCCCCUCCUCCAAAUCUAACCCUGCCAAUAAUCAUCCGAUCCUCCAUGGAUCCAUUCAAGAUGGUGUUGCUGGAGCCCCUAAUGAAGCGGCCCUGUUGGCUCUCAUAGAGCGCACGGGUUACAAGAUGGUUCAAGAGAACGGACAACGCAAAUAUGGCCCGCCCCCUGGCUGGCAAGGCACCUCCCCCCCACGUGGCUGUGAGAUCUUCGUGGGCAAGAUCCCGCGUGAUGUUUACGAAGACGAGUUGGUGCCGGUGUUUGAGUCAGUGGGCAGGAUCUAUGAGAUGCGCCUGAUGAUGGACUUUGAUGGGAAGAACCGUGGCUAUGCCUUCGUCAUGUACACGCAGAAACAUGAAGCGAAACGUGCUGUGAGAGAGCUAAACAACUACGAAGUGCGCCCUGGACGAUUGCUGGGGGUCUGCUCGAGUGUAGACAACUGCCGCCUGUUUAUUGGUGGAAUUCCCAAGACCAAGAAGCGAGAAGAGAUUCUGGAGGAAGUCUCCAAAGUGACAGAAGGGGUUCUGGAUGUGAUUGUGUAUGCGAGUGCUGCAGACAAAAUGAAGAAUCGUGGCUUUGCCUUUGUAGAGUACGAGUCCCAUCGUGCAGCUGCCAUGGCCAGGAGGAAACUCAUGCCGGGGCGUAUUCAGCUCUGGGGUCACCAAAUUGCUGUCGACUGGGCCGAACCAGAAAUCGACGUCGACGAGGACAUCAUGGAAACGGUGAAGAUCCUGUACGUGCGCAACUUGAUGAUUGAGACCAGCGAGGAGGUCCUCCGCAAGAUCUUCAGCCAGUUCAACCCAGGCUGCGUUGAACGAGUGAAGAAGAUCCGUGACUAUGCCUUUGUGCACUUUACCAGCCGGGACGAUGCGGUGGUGGCUAUGGACAACCUGAACGGUACAGAAAUCGAGGGGUCGUGCAUUGAGGUGACGUUGGCCAAGCCUGUAGACAAGGAGCAGUACACUCGCUACCAGAAAGCAUCCAAGGGAACCGUGACCACUAGUGACAGUACUCAGCAGAAUUUGGUGUAUCAGUGCGAUCCCUACACCCUCGCCUACUACGGCUAUCCUUACAGCACUCUCAUUGGACCCAACCGUGACUACUUCAUCAAAGCAGGUACUGUACGAGGCCGUGGCCGUGCUGGAGCCACUAACAGAGGCCCAGGGCCCCGUGGCUCGUACCUCGGUGGCUAUUCUGCCGGUCGAGGCAUUUACAGCCGCUACCAUGAAGGAAAGACCAAGUUGCCGGAAAAACCAUAUGAGCUCAUGUCCAGUCUGGAGCUGGCAGCCGUUAAUCCAGUGGGCAUUAAGCCUGGCACAAUGGAGGAGCCUUUGUUUGUAACGGCGGCUUCAAGACGCUUCCUGUAUGAAGACGUUAAUCGGCCGCAGUAUUCAGUGACUCUGCCAGGUCUCGGUGCGCAGUACCCCACUAUGUUCUCUGCUGCACCCGCUGCUACUAAACUGGUGGAGGAAGGAAAAAUUCACCCAGUGGAGCAUUUGAUCAAUCCCCUCGCGCUCCAGCACGAUCAUUCUGCUGCUCCAUCGACUGCUGCCGUCAUUCCUGCCGUCUCAACACCUCCACCCUUUCAGGGUCGUCCCAUCACUCCUGUGUACGCCGUGGCUCAUAAUGUCCCGCGGAUCCCUGCUGCUGCCGGUCUGUACGGUGCGAGCUACAUGCCCUUCGCUGCUCAUGCCAACUCGGCCACCCUGGCAGCGCUGCAGAAGAACGCAGCUGUGGCAGCUGCUGCAUACGGAGGUUAUGCUGGCUACAUGCCCCAAACCUUCCCUGCUGCCACCUUCCAAGUGCCUAUCCAUGACGUGUACCAGACCUACUGAGACGCGUUUUGCACCUUUUACCCAAAACACAGCGAGAUAUCUAUUGACUGAUCUGAGAAUAAAGGACUUAUAUUAAAUCUACUGACCAAAAAAAAACUCCCCAAAAACAUUACGCAGAUAUAUAACUAAAGGCCAAACUAGACCACUAACCUAAACUCCAGCUAACUAGAAUGUCUUUCGACUGCUCAUUAAAAGAAAGUCUGGUAACCUGUCGGAAAAACGCAGCAGUAACACUUUCUACGAAGAUCCACGUUGCUAAAUCAUUGCUGUUCUUAAAGAGCCGGUUCACCCACAAAUGAAAAUUCUGUCUUCGUUUAGUCGUGUCGUUCCAAACCUGCAUGCAUUUCUUUCUUCUGCGGAACACAAAAGAAGAUAUUUUGAAGAAUGUUGGUAACCAAACAGUUUUGGUGCCCAUUGACUUCCAUUGUAUGGACAAAAAAAAAAAAACAAACACUGAGACAGUUCUCUACAUAUCUUCUUUUAUGUUCCACAGAAGAAAGUCGGUCAUACAGUUUUGGAACAACAUGAAGGUGAGUAAAUGAUGACAGAAUUGUCAUUUUUGGGUGUAGUCUCCCUUUAAGUUGGACGCAUUUUAUGAACUCUAAUAAUGCCUCAUAAAGCUCUAAUUAUGUUUUAUGCAUAAUACCUUGACAACUUAUAACCCUAACACUGCCUGCACAUAAUCCUAAAGCGACUGUAAUAUUUAUUCAACGUUAUAAAAACAUUACAAACAUGUAAAAUGUUAUCACAGGGGGCACAGUGGCUCCGGGGUUGAGGGUUCGAAUCUUGCCUCCGCCCUGUGUGUGCAGAGCAUGCGUGUUCUCCUUGUGCCCCAGUCCAAAGACAUGCAUUGUAGGUUGAUUGGCGUUUCCAAAUUGUCCGUAGUGUGUGAAUGUGUGUGCGAUCGUGUCCUGUGAUGGAUUGGCACCCUCUGUAGGGUGCCCCCCGGCUUGUGCCCCGAGUUCCCUGCGAUAGACUCCAGGUUCCCCUGUGACCCUGCAUAGGAUAAGCGUUAUGGAAAAUGGAUGGAUGGAAAAUGAGUGUUUCAACUAAAGCGAACACACUUCAUUAAUUCUUAUAAUAAGAAAGACGUGACGUACUUGUUUUCCUAAUGUAACGCAAAAUGAAUUCCGGAUUAAAUACAAAAACACAUAUUACCAAUGUGUUAAAAAUGUAAUGUCAGA